Chenopodium quinoa (quinoa) is the source of this 2130-nucleotide messenger RNA. RefSeq names its product probable disease resistance protein At1g12280. Gene Ontology annotation, molecular function: ADP binding. The transcript has 3 exons. NCBI's taxonomy places the organism in Eukaryota, Viridiplantae, Streptophyta, Magnoliopsida, Caryophyllales, Amaranthaceae. Bases 417 to 1889 code for a protein of 490 amino acids. The record is from RefSeq and is a predicted model, not a curated record.
UGUAAAAGUAAAAAAAUAUUGCCAAACAAAUUAAAAAAAAUUUAGAGUUGACGAAGAAGACUCGACUAAUUAUAUCGAAAAAAAAUCAUAAAGACACUAACAAACCUUUUUGUGGUCAUUUCAUUUCUGGGUUUUUCUUUAUGAAGCUGCUUAUUACAUUCCUCUUCAUUUCCCAGAACGAACCAAGCAGAAGAUAACUUUUCAGUAUUCACUUGUAAUCAAGCAGUAAAAAAGUGAUGAUUUCAUACUGUUAGAGGGAACACUACUUAUCUUUUGGGAUCCUACUGGUGGUGAAGUUGGCUGUAACAACCUCGAAUUUUGAGUUAAUUGGGGAAGCUCAAGUGCUUAUAAUAUUUGGACAUCAUAGUACAUUGAAAUAUUAUUUGACGGUUGUUACUGCUUGAGGUGUAAAAAUAAUGGAUGUAAUAAUGGGGAUAUUGCCAACGGUUAUUGAGUUCGCGAAACCAUAUGUGUUUGUGGACUCGAGUCACGACAAGCUGAAAGUCUUGCUGCAAGAACUGGGGUACAGAGUUGAAGACAUGGAUGAGCAAGCAAGAAAAGAAGAGGCAAAUCCUGGGAAGAAGCGCAAGAGGGUGGUGGAGGCCUACUUAAAGGAUACCACAGAGUACAUAAGUUUAGCACAGUCGUUGUUGGCCAGAAGCCAUGGGAGGCAGUGGAGAAUUAAGCGAAUGAGAUAUGUCCCGUGUAUUGAGCGAUACCACAGGGAAGGGCGGGAUCUUCUGAACAAGGGGAGAAGUUUGGUGGAUCAAGGCCUGACUUGCAAUGAGGUUGUAAGGCGUGGGGUGAAACUAAUUGUUGAAGAAGACCAGUACAUGGGCGAGACAUUUCGUGGGCACGCAGCAUCUGCUCUAACAGCCAUGAGAGAAGGGGGGUUUUGGUGCAUUGGUAUUUACGGCUAUGCAGGGGCAGGUAAGACUAAUCUAAUGAAGCACCUUUACAAUGAAAUCUACGACAAUCAGUAUUUCAAGGCGGUGUUUUGGGCUAAAGCUCCAGAUCCUGAUUCUAAUGGUAACUAUAACAAGGCCGUGCAGACCUGUGUGGCACAAGGAAUGUGGGUUGAUUUAGGAAAUGGUGCUGCUCGCGAUGAGGCUAGAGAUGCAGGUAAGAUAAUGGCAACAUUGGAAAGACUUGGGGAGAUAGAAGGCCCGGGUCCUAUAGUUUACUUCUUAGACAAUGUGAAAAGGGAGUUCUUAGCUUAUGAACUUCUAGGAAUACCAGCUAAAGGAAACUGCAUUCUGGUAUUUAGUACACUGUCCAAGGAUGUAUGUAACAGAAUGAAGUGUGACCUUAACCUCAAGAUGGAACUCCUGGGCGAGAAAGAAGCCCAGGAGUUGUUCUUGCAUGAAGUUGGAUGCAGUGAUACGGGCAAUAGUCGAGUGCUGUCAAAUCACGAUAAGGAAAUCCAUCGAAUUGCUGUCGAAGUGGCAAAUCAGUGUGCAAGAAUGCCGUUGGCUAUUAUAAUCAUAGCGCGGUCUAUGACCAAGAUUGAUAACCUUCCUGAAUGGAGAAACCGAGUCAAUGAGCUCAUGGGUACUAUUGCUACCAUCCACGGCGAUGAGAAUAAGAUAGUUGAGCAGCUCAAAUUUGGGUACGAUUGCUUGAAAGAAGAGAUUGUAAAGCAAUGCUUUCUGGCUGCCGCUACUUUGUUGAUAGAUGAUCGUCAGGCUUCCAAGGCGGAAAUCAUAGACCAGUGGAAAAUGGAAAUGCUAAUUGGCGUGGACCGACCAGCUGAGUACGUUGAUGAUCAGGGUCAUGUUAUAUUGAACCAGCUUGAAAGGUUGUGUUUGCUUCAAGUAGUGCCUGAUGACCGUCAAACAGUCACCAUGAACAAGUGGAUUUGUAAAAUGGCGACAUCAGUACUAAGCUGAUGGUUGAAACUCAAGAUCGGUUUAUGUAAUCAAUCAGUGUUGUUUGUUGAUUAGUUGUACCGUUUUACUUAUCUCCCAUUGUUGCAACUUGCAAGUAUUCACUACCUAAUUUGAUUACUAACGAGAACCUUAUUAUCCUUGAUUAUGUAAUAUAUAUUAUUAAUGCAAGUAGCGCCUGAUGACCAUCAAACAGUCACCAUGAACAAGUGGAUUUGGAAAAUGGCCACUAAAGUUUCCCGAA